UUUUUACACCUGCCUUUGACUCACUCGGAAUGUGUUCACCUGUGUUCUGUACCUGUAGGUGAAAGAGUAUUUGCGUUCUGUUCACCUGUGUUUAUCUAUGUUAUAUACAGUACUUGUCGAGGAAGAAUUAAUUAUGUUAUUUUGUGCUCACCUGUUUGGUACUUAUGGGCGAUGAAAUAAUUGUGUCAUCUGUGUUGACGAGCAGGUGAAGGACUGGAUGGUGUCAGUGAUGAACCCGGCCAUACAGAGUGAUACUGAAGGCUGGUCUUUCCCUGACUCCAUUUCCCCCCUCGACUACAUGAUGACCAAGGUCCGGCAUAAGCUGAGGGUGUUGGAGAAAGACCCAUUGCAGGUGGACCAGGUGGCCGUGUAUCUGGGGUUUGGUGUAACUCUCAAGGUGGACGACAUGGUGGUUGUGGGGAUGUCGACGCUGCACAGGACACAGGAGGUGUAUCUCAAACUGGUCGACAACACCAUCGACGUGGUCAUACAGGUAGGCACGCGGGGGCUGCAGGUGACGGGUGACUGGUGGGUGCCUUACCUGCCGGGUGUUGGGGGUCACCUGUGGGCGGUCGUUAGCAGCUUCAGCGUUACCUUCGAGUUACAUCAGAAGGUGAACUUUAGAAGCCCUCCGACUCUAAGGACCCUUGACUGUCAUGUCGGUGACAUGGAGGUACAUUCGACAGGUAUGGGGUCUUUGGAUUACCUGGUCGAGGCAUCAAUCAACAUCUUGCCCAACGUCUUCAGAAACGAGAUCUUGAAGCAAUUUGAGCCUCAACUCUGGAAGAUGAUCCAGGAACAGCUGACCUUAGUUGACCUGAAAAAGGAGAUACUGCAGCAGGUGGUGAGGAUUGAUGGGUGGUGAGGAUUGAUGGUGGUCACCCCUCAACACAGAGCCAGGGAGCGUGAGGGCUGUGUACCAGAGAUAUAAACACAUAAAUAUCUUUAUAAAUAUAUCAAUAUAUAGAUACGCAAUGCAAUAUACUGUAUAUAUGAGUAGUUGUUAUUUGUAUUUGUAAUUUCUUCAAUAAAAUAUAAAGAGUACAGGU
Molecule: messenger RNA, 1049 nt
Organism: Homarus americanus (American lobster)
Lineage: Eukaryota; Metazoa; Arthropoda; Malacostraca; Decapoda; Nephropidae
Exons: 6
Coding region: 218-865 (215 amino acids)
Molecular function (GO): lipid binding
Source: RefSeq, a predicted model, not a curated record